AUGUCGGAGUCAGAGGAGAAUGGAGAGGGCCCCCCCAAGGACCUGCCCCCCUUCGCCCAGCACAAGGGGGGGGCCCAGGGGGGCUCCGGGGGGGUCCAUCGCUCCCCCCGCGCCCUCUUCUGCCUCCGCCUCAACAACCCCAUCCGCAGGGCCGCCAUCAGCAUCGUCGAGUGGAAGCCCUUCGACAUCCUCAUCCUCGCCACCAUCUUCGCCAACUGCGUGGCCCUGGGGGUUUACAUCCCCUUCCCCGAGGACGACUCCAACGCCGCCAACCACAACCUGGAGCAGGUGGAGUACGUGUUCCUCAUCAUCUUCACGGUGGAGACGUUCCUGAAGAUCAUCGCCUACGGGCUGGUGCUGCACCCCAGCGCCUACAUCCGCAACGGCUGGAACCUGCUCGACUUCGUCAUCGUCAUCGUGGGGCUGUUCAGCGUGAUCCUGGAGCAGGUGUCCCACAAGCCGGGCGACGCCCACCACAUGAGCGGCAAACCCGGCGGCUUCGACGUCAAGGCCCUGCGCGCCUUCCGCGUCCUGCGGCCCCUGCGCCUCGUCUCCGGCGUCCCCAGCCUGCACAUCGUCCUCAACUCCAUCAUGAAGGCGAUGGUGCCGCUGCUGCACAUCGCGCUGCUCGUGCUCUUCGUCAUCAUCAUCUACGCCAUCAUCGGCCUCGAGCUCUUCAUCGGCCGCAUGCACAAGACCUGCUUCUUCAUCGGCUCCGACCUGGAGUCGGAGGAUGACCCGUCCCCGUGCGCGUUCUCGGGGCACGGGCGCGCCUGCCUGCAGAACAACACCGAGUGCCGCGGCCGCUGGGAGGGGCCCAACGGCGGCAUCACCAACUUCGACAACUUCUUCUUCGCCAUGCUCACCGUGUUCCAGUGCAUCACCAUGGAGGGCUGGACGGAUGUGCUCUACUGGAUGCAGGACGCGAUGGGCCACGAGCUGCCCUGGAUUUACUUCGUCAGCCUCGUCAUCUUCGGCUCCUUCUUCGUCCUCAACCUGGUGCUGGGGGUGCUCAGCGGGGAGUUCUCCAAGGAGCGGGAGAAGGCCAAGGCUCGCGGGGAUUUCCAGAAGCUGCGGGAGAAGCAGCAGCUGGAGGAGGAUCUGCGGGGCUACAUGGACUGGAUCACCCAGGCCGAGGACCUGGACGACGACGAGGGGGAGCACGAGAAGCACCGCCUGACCGCCGAGGAGCUGAUGGGGAAGAGGAAACCGCGGCUCAAGUGGCUGCGGCACGCGAGUCACUCCACAGACACCCACGCGAGCCUCCCCGGCAGCGAGACCACCUCGGUCAACACGGAGACGGUGGGGGAGGAGGAGACCCCGCCCACGGCCUGCGACCGCUGCCUGCGCCGCCUGCGCCGCCUGAACCGCCUCUGGCGCCGCCGCUGCCGCGGGGCCGUGAAAUCCGUGUCCUUCUACUGGACCGUCCUGCUGCUCGUGUUCCUCAACACCCUCACCAUCGCCUCCGAGCACCACGGGCAGCCCCCCUGGCUCACCGAGACACAGGCCUACGCCAACAAGGCGCUGCUGUCGCUGUUCGCGGCCGAGAUGGUGCUGAAGUUGUACGCGCUGGGCCCCUCGAGCUACUUCGCGAGCUUCUUCAACCGCUUCGACUGUUUCGUGGUGUGCGGGGGGGUCCUGGAGACGGCGCUGGUGGAGCGGGGGGCGAUGGAGCCGCUCGGCAUCUCCGUGCUGCGCUGCGUGCGCCUGCUCAGGGUCUUCAAGGUCACCCGGCACUGGGCGUCCCUCAGUAACCUGGUGGGGUCUCUGCUGAACUCCAUGAAAUCCAUCGCGUCCCUGCUGCUCCUGCUCUUCCUCUUCAUCAUCAUCUUCGCGCUGCUGGGGAUGCAGCUCUUCGGGGGCAAGUUCAGCUUCGACGAGACCCAGACCAAGCGCAGCACCUUCGACACCUUCCCGCAGGCCCUGCUCACCGUCUUCCAGAUCCUGACGGGCGAGGACUGGAACGCGGUGAUGUACGAUGGCAUCAUGGCCUACGGCGGGCCCGUGUUCCCGGGGAUGCUCGUCUGCGUCUACUUCGUCAUCCUCUUCAUCUGCGGCAACUACAUCCUCCUGAACGUGUUCUUGGCCAUCGCCGUGGACAACCUGGCGGACGGGGACAACAUCAACUCGGGGGGGGACAAGAAGGACAAGGCGGGUGAGGCCGAGGCGGGGCCCGGGGGGGGUCAGGACGUGGCCGUGAAGAUCGAGGGGGAGCAGCCGGAGGAGGAGGAGGAGGAGGAGGAGGAGGAGGAGGAAGGGAGCGAGGAAGGUGACGGGGAGGGCCGGGGGGAGCGCGACAGCCUGGGGGGGGCCCGGCUGGAGUCCCUGGAGGAGCCCCCCAAGCCCAAAGUGACCCCGAUCCCCGAGGGCAGCGCCUUCUUCCUGCUGAGCAGCACCAACCCGCUGCGGGUCCGGUGCCACGCCCUCAUCAACCACCACGUGUUCACCAACCUCAUCCUCGUCUUCAUCAUCCUCAGCAGCGUCUCCCUCGCCGCCGAGGAUCCCGUGCGGGCACACUCGCCACGCAACCACAUUUUGGGGUACUUCGACUACGCCUUCACCUCCAUCUUCACCGUGGAGAUCCUGCUCAAGAUGACGGUGUUCGGGGCCUUCCUGCACAAAGGCUCCUUCUGCCGCAACUGGUUCAACCUCCUGGACCUGCUGGUGGUCGGGGUGUCCCUCAUCUCCUUCGGCAUGCACUCCAGCGCCAUCUCGGUGGUGAAGAUCCUGCGGGUGCUGCGGGUCCUGCGGCCCCUCCGGGCCAUCAACCGGGCCAAGGGCCUCAAGCACGUCGUCCAGUGCGUGUUCGUUGCCAUCCGCACCAUCGGCAACAUCAUGAUCGUCACGACGCUGCUGCAGUUCAUGUUCGCCUGCAUCGGGGUGCAGCUCUUCAAGGGCAAGUUCUACAGCUGCACCGACGAGGCCAAACACACGCCGGGGGAGUGCAAGGGCACAUUCCUGGUGUACAAGGAUGGGGAUGUUUCCCACCCCUCGGUGCGGGAGCGCCUCUGGCUCAACAGCGACUUCAACUUCGACAACGUGCUGGCCGGGAUGAUGGCCCUGUUCACCGUGUCCACCUUCGAGGGGUGGCCUGCGCUGCUGUACAAGGCCAUCGAUGCCAACGCCGAGGACCAGGGGCCCAUCUACAACUACCGGGUGGAGAUCUCCAUCUUCUUCAUCGUCUACAUCAUCGUCAUCGCCUUCUUCAUGAUGAACAUCUUCGUGGGCUUCGUCAUCAUCACCUUCCGCGCGCAGGGCGAGAGCGAGUACCGCAACUGCGAGCUCGACAAGAACCAGCGGCAGUGUGUGGAGUACGCUCUGAAGGCGCAGCCCCUGCGCCGUUACAUCCCCAAGAACCGCAGCCAGUACCGGGUGUGGGCCAUGGUGAACUCCACGGCCUUCGAGUACAUCAUGUUCGUGCUCAUCCUGCUCAACACCAUCGCCCUCGCCGUGCAGCACUACGAGCAGUCGAAGCCCUUCAACUACGUGAUGGACCUUUUGAACAUGGUGUUCACGGGGCUCUUCACCGUCGAGAUGCUGCUCAAGAUCAUCGCCUUCAAACCGCGGCACUAUUUCUGCGACGCCUGGAACACCUUCGACGCGCUCAUCGUGGUGGGCAGCGUGGUGGACAUCGCCGUCACCGAGGUCAACAACGGGGGGCACGUCGGGGAGAGCUCCGAGGACAGUUCCCGCAUCUCCAUCACGUUUUUCCGGCUGUUCCGGGUGAUGCGGCUCGUGAAGCUCCUCUCCAAGGGGGAGGGGAUCCGGACCCUGCUCUGGACCUUCGUCAAAUCCUUCCAGGCCCUGCCCUACGUCGCCCUCCUCAUCGCCAUGAUCUUCUUCAUCUACGCCGUCAUCGGGAUGCAGACCUUCGGGAAGGUGGCUCUGCAGGACGGGACCCAGAUCAACCGCAACAACAACUUCCAGACCUUCCCCCAGGCCGUGCUGCUGCUCUUCAGGUGUGCCACAGGUGAGGCGUGGCAGGAGAUCAUGCUGGCCAGCCUGCCGGGCAAACGCUGUGACCCCGAGUCGGACGCGGAGCCGGGGGAGGAAUUUACCUGCGGCAGCAACUUCGCCAUCGCUUAUUUCAUCAGCUUCUUCAUGCUCUGCGCAUUCCUGAUCAUCAACCUGUUCGUGGCCGUCAUCAUGGACAACUUCGAUUACCUGACGCGCGACUGGUCCAUCCUGGGCCCGCACCACCUGGACGAGUUCAAGCGCGUCUGGUCCGAGUACGACCCGGCUGCCAAGGGCCGCAUCAAGCACCUGGACGUGGUGACGCUGCUGCGCCGGAUCCAGCCCCCGCUGGGCUUCGGGAAGCUCUGCCCCCACCGCGUGGCCUGCAAGCGCCUGGUGGCCAUGAACAUGCCCCUCAACUCAGACGGGACCGUCACCUUCAACGCGACGCUCUUCGCGCUCGUCCGCACCUCCCUCAAGAUCAAGACGGAAGGGAACCUGGAUGUGGCCAACAAAGAGCUCCGGGCCGUGGUCAAGAAGAUCUGGAAGAGGACGAAGCCGAAGCUGCUGGACGAGGUCAUCCCCCCGCCCGAGGAGGAGGAGGUGACCGUGGGGAAGUUCUACGCCACCUUCCUGAUCCAGGACUAUUUCCGCAAGUUCCGGCGGCGGAAGGAGCGCGGGAUGUUGGGCCCCAGCACCACCCCCAGCAACGAGAGCGCCCUGCAGGCCGGGCUGCAGACGCUGCAGGCGCUGGGCCCCGAGAUGCGCCGGGCGCUGAGUGACCUGGAGGGGGACGAGGGCGGCGACGCCCCCGCGGAGGAGCCGCUCACCUACGCGGCCCCCGAGACACUCUACGGCUCCGCCCCCAACUCCCCCCUGCUCGGGGACACGCCCCCCGCCCCCGGCCCCGCCCCCACCGAGGGGGAGGACCCCGCGGGCCCCGCCCACGGAUGCAGGCGCCGCUCCGAAGGGGGGGAGCAGGAUGAGGAAGCCCCCCCCGAGGACACGGAGGAGCCGGGGGGGGACACGGGGGGGGACAUCAGCCACGACGAGGACCUGGAGAGCGCGGCCCCCCCCCGCCACCGCUGGGCUGGGGACAGGCCGCCGGGACCCCCGCGCUGGGGGAUGGAGGUGCCCCGGGGGGGGUCGCUGCCGUUGCCCCCCCGACACUUCGCGCUCCGCGAGGGGCAACAACUGAAACGGCGCCGCCUCCUGCCCCCCACCCCCGCCGGCCGGAAGCCCUCGUUCACCAUCCAGUGCCUGCGGCGCCAGGGCAGCUGCGAGGACGAGCCCAUCCCGGGCACCUACAACCCCUCGGGCCCCCCCGGCCCCGCCCGCCCGCAGGGCUACGGCAGCUCCGAGACCUGGCGCCUGGGGGGCUCCUCGCAGGCCUGGGCGGCCCCGGCCCGUGGGCACGUCCUGUACGCGCCCCUCAUCCUGGUGGAGGGGGGGGCGGCGGGGGGCGCGGGGGGCAGCCUCCCCCCCCUCAACCGCUGGUUCCCCCCCGCGCCCCUGAGACUGCGGCCCUGUGACCCCCGAGACGCGCUGGCCAGGGGGUCUGCGGACAGUCUGGUGGAGGCCGUGCUGAUCUCGGAGGGGCUCGGGCUGUUCGCCCGCGACCCCAAGUUCGUGGCCGUGGCCAAGCGGGAGAUCGCGGACGCGUGUGACAUGACCAUGGACGAGAUGGAGAGCGCGGCCGCCGACCUGCUGACCCGCCGCCGGGCCCCGCCCGCGGCCGUGUACAGCGACGAGGAGCCGCUGCGGCCGCCGCCCGAGGAGGAGCUGGCGGACGAGAUGGGCUGGGCCGGGGGGGUCUGACCGGGCACGGCCACCGCGGGCACCGAGGAGCGGGACCGGCCGGAGGGCUCCGGGACCGGCAGCGGGUGAGCUCUGGGACCGGGACUGGGACCCACUGGGCGGGCUUUAGGACCCGGACCCGGCCUCAGUCCCACUCUCGGGCGGGCUUUAGGACCUGGACCCGCCCUCAGUCCCGGUCUCGGGCGGGCUUUAGGACCCGGCCCCAGUCCCAGG
Messenger RNA from Chiroxiphia lanceolata (lance-tailed manakin), 5985 nucleotides. RefSeq names its product calcium voltage-gated channel subunit alpha1 F (gene CACNA1F). NCBI's taxonomy places the organism in Eukaryota, Metazoa, Chordata, Aves, Passeriformes, Pipridae. Bases 1 to 5772 code for a protein of 1923 amino acids. Gene Ontology annotation, cellular component: membrane; voltage-gated calcium channel complex. The transcript has 48 exons. The record is from RefSeq and is a predicted model, not a curated record. Gene Ontology annotation, biological process: calcium ion import across plasma membrane. Gene Ontology annotation, molecular function: high voltage-gated calcium channel activity.